CGUGACAUUGGUACUGACGCACUACCACCACCAACCCAAUGGGCAAAGUGUCCCACAUUCUGCCCCCACUUCCCACUGAUAACUACUAAUUCUCUUCUCUAAUGGACGCCGCCAGUGCACCGCGAUAUCGCCGCAAGAAUAUGAAUGGGCUCGCACGGGUGGUAUUCGGUGUGACGAUUUGUGCGUAGUGAGCUUUGGAUUUGGGGCGGCGAGUGAGUUCGCGGGUGGUUUUUGGGGGCGAGGAGCGGAAUUUGGAAACUUAUAAAAGGAAAAAUUUUGGUUGGUACUUGUUUACUAACAGUGCGGUUUUGACGUUUCUGUGCGCUUUGAGGUUUAGGAAGCAGGAACACCCUCGGCACCCACCAUGGGCCUGUACAAGCAGUACUUCCAGAUAGGGCAGUACGCCAGGAACCAUCUCCUGGGCAAGAAAAAGAAAGGCAAAAGCGGCCCUCCCUUGCUCAUUUUAAAAAACGGAAAGUUUACGAACAGUCGACUAGCUGUCCUCUUAAUCGGCGUCUUUACUCUAGCAAUGGGCAUUAUCUUAUCAUCCAUCCCAUGGGUAGACUACCUCAUCUUAAAGAACCUCCGACUCUGGAACGGCUCCCUCAGCUUCCAGUACUGGCAGAAGCCCGGCGUCCUCCGACUCACCAAAGUCUAUAUAUUCAACGUGACGAACCCCGAUAGCUUCCUCAACCUAGGCGAAAAACCCAGGCUGCAGGAGAUCGGGCCGUUCGUCUACAGAGAAGACAUGGAAAAAGUGAACAUAAAAUUCCACGACAACGGGACCGUCACCUACCAGCACAAGAAAAUCCUCCAAUUUGUACCUGAACUCUCCGUCAACAAAGACCAAAAAAUCACAGUGCCAAAUAUCCCUCUUCUGACUUUGUCCACUCAGUCCAACUCCAUGAGCUACCUCGUCCAAAGGACCAUCUCUUUCUUGCUCAACUUGAAGGACUACAAGCCCUUCGUUACCGUGACCGCUGACGAGCUCGUUUUUGGCUAUGACGACACUCUUGUCAGUCUCGCGCACAGCUUUUACCCGAAGCGAAAAAGACCGAUGUCGAGGAUGGGGCUUCUUAUAAAUAGGAAUGGUACUUUGAAUGAAGUUCAUAAUAUAUAUACUGGGAUGACAGGGAUGCAGGAUUUUGGGCUUUUGGAGAAGCUUAAUGGCGCUGAUCGGCUGCCAUAUUGGAAGGAGUCGCCGUGUAAUAUGAUCAGAGCAAGCGAAGGGUCGUUUUUUCCACCUAGGUACUACACGAAGGCGGAUGUUGUGCACGUGUAUGAUAAGGACCUUUGUAGGGUCAUGCCCUUGCAGUACAGGGAGCCGGUGGUCAAACACGGAAUCAGUGCGGACUUGUACACCCCCGCCGCCUCCAUGUUCGAAACGGUGGACCAAGAACCCGACAACAAAUGCUACUGCCCAGGCAACGAUUUCUGCCCUCCAAAGGGCCUCCAAAGCAUCAGCCCUUGCCAAUUCGACGCCCCUGUAUAUCUCUCCUACCCACACUUCAUGGAGGCCGACCCUGCGCUGAUCGAGCACUUCGAGGGCCUCCAGCCCGUCAAGGAAAAACACAGCUCCUACUUAAAAAUCCAACCCAGAUUGGGCGUGCCAAUCGAGGCUAAGGUCCGCCUCCAGCUCAACCUCAAGGUGGACCAAGCGCGUCACGUGACCCCCGUCGCCAAGUUCCCCAGCAUAAUUUACCCAAUCAUGUGGAUCGAGGAGGGGAUAGACGACUUGCCGCCGCCAAUCAGACGCUGGAUUUAUCUGGCCACGACGUUCGCCGACGUGGCGUGCCCUCUCAUGACGUACGGGUUCAUUUUUCUGGGGGGGUGCAUCCUGGUCGGGGUGUUCAUCAACGGGUACAAGUCGCUGGUCUUUACGAAAGAGACCAUAGAGAUCAGUAUGAAGUCGCUGAGGAGGCGGAGUAGCGGCUAUAUUGCGGUGGCGAGACCCAAGCUGAUAAAGCGAGACACGUAUACUCUGCUGGACUUGGAUGGCGUAGAGGAGAUCGACAUUUGAGAUGGAUGUUGGUUUGAUGUGGUUCCCGGUGGCUCGGGUUGAGGAACGAGGCGAAAGCGAGGAGGCCGAGAUGCUCAGAGUGAAUUUUGUGAUACUUGGUGCAAUAAUUAUUCCAUUGCCAAAACGUUGAGUGUAGGUUAGGUGUAGUGCGAGUAGGAGAUUUAUGAGGAUUAGUCCUGUUUUUAUUGAGUGAUAUGAGUCAUCACAGUGCCGUCAAACGUCAUUUGUUUGUAUAGAUAGGAGUAGGCAAUUUUAUAUCGAAAGCAUGUACUUUUUAUAAAAUAUAUGAAUUUUAAAGAC
Zophobas morio is the source of this 2320-nucleotide messenger RNA. Its product is annotated as scavenger receptor class B member 1. The coding region runs from base 365 to 2020 and encodes 551 amino acids. The record is from RefSeq and is a predicted model, not a curated record. Gene Ontology annotation, molecular function: scavenger receptor activity. The transcript is spliced from 10 exons. Lineage: Eukaryota; Metazoa; Arthropoda; Insecta; Coleoptera; Tenebrionidae. Gene Ontology annotation, cellular component: cytoplasm; membrane.